Molecule: messenger RNA, 1551 nt
Organism: Hyposmocoma kahamanoa
Lineage: Eukaryota; Metazoa; Arthropoda; Insecta; Lepidoptera; Cosmopterigidae
Product: proton-coupled amino acid transporter-like protein pathetic
Exons: 13
Coding region: 67-1485 (472 amino acids)
Biological process (GO): amino acid transmembrane transport
Cellular component (GO): vacuolar membrane
Molecular function (GO): amino acid transmembrane transporter activity
Source: RefSeq, a predicted model, not a curated record
GGCACCACCAACGUGACGGUUAUCUAAAAUUUUUUGUUUUAACAUUAAUGCACUCAAUUGAUUAAAAUGAAUCCAAGUAAGAAAAAGGAAAAUGACCGAUUCAGCGACUCUUCUUCGUAUCUUUCGAAAGAUAGUGAGGAAGAGUUUGGAAUUGAGUUGGAUCGUUUGAAUCAACUGUAUCAAAAUGCAACUUCACUGGACGUAUACCCUGGUGCAGAACCUAUGCAUUAUGAUUUUGUCGCUGAGCGACAUAUCUUGUAUCCUACUCGCAUUUGGGAGUCACUAGCGCACCUUAUUAAAACGUGUUUGGGUGCGGGUUUUUUGGGUAUCCACGAAGCUUACAUGUACGGAGGAAUUUGGACUUCAUUGGUUUCUUCGAUUUUUAUUACAAUUAUAUCCACUUAUAACAUGUUAUCACUCGCUAAAUCAGCACACAUACAGUAUAAUAGAUUGCGUACACCAAAACUGUCAUAUCCUGAUCUGGUCGAAGUAACUGUGAAGUAUGGGCCGGUGCGGUGUUUCAGAAAAUGGAGCAAAGCCUUUAGAUACGCGGUGGACACAUGCCUGUUCAUAGAACUAUGUAGUGUAUGCUGUGUGUAUCACAUUAUGAUAGCCUCUACUUUGAAACAGUCUCUAGAAGUGGUAUCAGUAUACAUGGCAGAUUUGGCUUUGAAUAUCAGAAUCUACAUUUUGCUGGUUCUAUUACCAAUCCUACUGAUUUCUUUUAUCAGGAGUUUGAAGUACUUGGCACCUUUCUCUUUGGUAGCAGAUGCAUUUAUUGUACUUUGUGCAUUCACAGCCAUAUAUUACAGCAUAAAACAAGCAAAAAAUAUCAACGAUGUACCAGGCUGGAAAGGUUUCUAUGGAUUUUUCAGAUUCUCUGGUGUCUUCAUGUACAGUAUAGAUGGAAUCACUAUAAUAAUGCCUAUUGAAAACAUUAUGGAGCGACCAUUAAGCAUACCUUUUGUUAUUCAUGUUGGUAUGACUAUUGUGGUGAUCCUAACAAGUUUUGUUGGAUUUUUUGGAUACUGGGGCUGGAGAGAGGACUGUAAAACUCCAAUUACUACUAACAUGCCUGUAGAGACAGGAACCUUAAUUUUACGAUUCCUAAUUAUAAUAAUGUUCACGGCGACAUACGCUGUUCAUUUCUGGGUACCGUUCAGAAUAGCGUGGCGCUAUUUGGGAAGAAAAAUCAAAAGGAAACGAGCUCGAUGCGAGAGAUUAUACAGGACGGCAUUAGUUACAAUAAUAUGUUUAGUUUGCAUCGGUCUGCCUAAUAUGAAUAUUCUUAUGAGCUUUGUUGGCAAUUUCUUUAUAGCAUUUCUGACAUUCAUCUUUCCAGCUUUCAUCGAUUCCAUGGUUACAUGGGAUCGAAAUAAUCCUUAUCACCACUUAAAAUUAAUAAAAAACUUCUCUAUAAUGGCGUUCGGGGCCGUACUUACCAUUGGAUCAUUAUAUUCAUACCUAGAAUUUUACUUGGCCUAGAUUUCAUUAAAAUUAUUCAUUAGUUUUCUUUUUAUACACGUGUAUAAUGUAGGCAUACUGUUUUUU